UCGGACAAGAUGUCAACAUUACUUUCUGGGGUCCUUUUUAUGUUUUGAAAAAGCAGGAAAACACUAUUUCAGCGCAAUGCCAUCCAGAACAGUUCCAAAUGGUGAUAUUGGGUUGGCAGACUCCAUGCGACAUUUAGAUCAGAAACAAACAGUAACCGGCUUGACAGGAAUGUAUCUGUUGGUUGCAGGUGUUGUUGCUUUGGCCUGGGCGCUGGGUUACUUUGGCUUUUCUUCACUGUGGAUAUUUUUCUUGGUAUCCAGUUUGUUUGUAAUAUGGAAAAGUCAGACCUCCAAAAUUAUAAAGAAACAUCUGGAUUACGAAGAGGCAGCACUGCACAGAAAAAGGGCAUUAAGACAGAGUGAAACGGUGGAGUGGUUAAACUUUUUAUUGAAUAGAUGGUGGGUGUUCAGCUCAAGUACUAUAGAAGAUCUUGUCAAGAAGAGGCUAGAUGAAAGACUCGUUGACAUCAAACCUUCAUUUUUAGAAAGUUUACAUCUAAAGACAUUUGAUGUUGGUGCUCAAACCCCCAACAUUCGGAAUGUGCGUGUGUUUGAGUUUGCUGAAGGCGUUCCAGGGGGUCGCAAGCCGUGUUCAUGGUUCAGUGUGGGUCGGCCACCGGUGGGCCUCCACAACAUGUCCUCCUUCCAGAUUGUGGUCGAGAUCGAUGUCAGCAUGCUGUGUGAGGACUUCAAGAUGAUAUUCAGAGGACGAGUCGGAAGCAAAAGGGUGAAUGUUGGCUUUGAUAUGGUUGUGCAGGAUCUCUCUAUCUCUGGUACUCUCCAGGCCAUAGUACAGAUGUCCAUGGAUGUUCCAUUUCCACACAUACGCAAGGCCACCGUCUGUUUCACUGAAAAGCCCGAUGUGACGUUUAACAUUAGUCUGUUGCGUGCCAUUCAGAUGAUGGAGGUACCGCUUCUCAAGAGCUGGAUACACACCAACUUCAUGGACGGACUCACAAAAGCUUUGGUUGAUCCAUCGUCAGUAGACAUCAACUUCGCUAAGACCGGUCCGGUUCAGAUUGGCCGCGCAGAGAAGAAACACGGCCCAGCGCAGGGUGUGCUCACCAUUCAGCUGAAGGGAACACCAGUCAAGGAAGCAGCUCCCGAUGACAUUCGCUAUACAGUGUUACGAAUUGGUGAUCUGAAGCGGGAGACAUACGAAGUGCCUGCCACGGAGGAAUGGGAGGAUGUCUGUUCCUUCUUUAUCUACAGUUUAUCUCAUGAUAAGCUUCAGAUAAAACACAAGUGCAAGCGACUUCUGAUCAGCUCCGUUCUAGAGAAACAGGAGUUCAGUCUGGCAUCGUUUCCAUUCCAAGUCAGAGAAUUUGCGGAGAAGGAGAUUGAGAAAAAGGAUGGCUCCAAGUUGAUGCUGAAACUGCAGUACACCGCCCUGCCACCCAUCAACCUUGAUGACUACGAGGAGAAGGAGAAGAAACAUGAAGUCACAGAAAAGUCUGGUGUGAUAUAUGCUGUAAUCCACGGAGCAGCUAACGUGAUAAUAGCCGACAAGACAGGAGCUUCUGACCCCUACUGUGUACUAUUCUGUGACAGGAGGAGAGUUUUAACAACUCCAUAUGUCCCCAACACAAGAAACCCCAGAUGGGAAUCGUCAGUGGAGUUCUUUGUAGCAGACUUUUCGAAGACCUCACUGUCGUUCUUUGUGUUUGACUGGGAUGGAACGAACAUCAUUGAUGAUGAUUUCCUCGGUUCUGCUCACCUGACGCUCAAUGAGGAAGAAAGUUGUGUCAUAAAGAGAUCGCUGACACUUGGGUACAACAAACCUUCCGAGGGCUAUGUUAUUGACAAGGCAUGUGGGCAAAUCACAGUGUCGGUUGUGUUCAGACCGGUCCCCUCGGUAUCAAAGUCAGAGCGAUUUCGAACGUUUAGUGAGAGCAUGAACAAGAAAGACUACUUGUACACAGAAGACAUGGUAUCUCCCGCCUCAGUUGUACAGAGCAAGGCUUAUAUUCGCAUUGCCACGGAUCAAGAAGACCAGGCCACAAAGACGUCAAGUGUUUCUUAUAUUGAAGACUACCUACAGGGCAAAACCAUUCUAGAGCUGACCAUUUUACAAGGCAAGGAUCUUGUUCCCAUGGAUCGCAAUGGCUUCAGUGAUCCCUUUUGUGUUCUCAUGGUUGACGGGAAGAAAGUGUUCACAACAAAUAUCAAGAAGAAGACCUUGUUUCCAAAGUGGAAUGAAACUGUCACUUUGGAGUUGCCAGCCGAGGACACAGCAUUUGCCAUUGAAGUGUAUGACAAUGAUGUCAUUGGUAAAGACUUCAUGGGGAAAGUUGUUCUUACUGUGGAAAGACUCAAACAGCUUGUUAUUAAGGGGAAGGCAGAAUGGUUUACACUUGAGAGAACCAAGUCAGGAAAAAUACAACUGCGAUGCAAGGACAUGAAAGAUGAUGGUUCACCCGCUAACCGACCUGGCAGCAAUGAUGUCUUUGAUUCACCACCAGAGUCACCAAAAGUUGUUCCGAAAAUGGUGGUAGAUGAAUCGUUUCUGAACUCUGUUCAUUUGCCUGACAACGCGGUUCUGGCAUCGACCCCAAUAUCCCUCGAGAAACGCCAUUCCCUCGCCGUGGUCAACAACAUGUCAGGUCAGCUGCGUCGCUCGACCUCGGACGUCAGUGUCAACAAGAGAGGUAGACAGGGGCUGUCACCCCUCUACAGCUCCAUGUCCAGGAAGGAGAGUACCGGCGGACGAAGGACACAGAUAGGACUUAGGAAUUCGGAAUCGGUCAACUCUGUUGCUAUUGUACAGAAAUCGGACAACAUUUCACUAGACCACAUCGACCCUCCUGCUGUGGUUAGCUCCAUCGAUACAGAGAAAUUCUACAGUGUGGUUGGUAAAGUGAUACAGUCAAAAGGUCUGGAAAAAGUUGAUAGUGAUGUGUACUUCAAAGUACGUCUUGAUCAUCCUGGAAGUAGAAUGAGUCUGUUUUCCACAACAAGAGUGCUUGCGAAAUCAGCCAUGAUGAGACCUUCAGUUCCCUACAUUAAUCUAUCAUUCGAGAUUGAUCGUGGCCAUGGCGUGUCACCAGAUGCAAUGUUGAUUUUUGACGUGAAAAGAUCAAGCAAGGAACAUGUUACCACAAAAUCAUAUAGCCUCAAGUAUUUGUUGGAAGGUACGGAUGAAACAGGCAUCAUCAAGUGGGUGUCCCUGGACGGAGGGGUGGAGUUAGAAGUGUCACUCUCUACUGGAAAGCCCAAUGUUCACCGACAUCGCUCACCUCGUUUCCUUAAAUCAUUCUCAUUUCGCAGAAACAAAAUUGACUGAAUAACAGUUCCCGAAUCUGGAAUGAUGAAAUUGAUGGAGUAACAAUCCACGACAACUCUUGUAGAAGGGUGUAGAGCUCACAGGUCUGAAAGGCCAGACAUUGGUAUAGUUCUGAAAUCACGAUAAUUUCUGUCCCACAGGAUUAGGGCUUGGAUGGUUAGAAAUACAAAGACUGUUGUAUUGAAGUAUUUGUUAACUGCUUGUGUUCUCCCAGAAUAUGGGUCUGCUUGGAGCUGUGUAGGAUGCUUAUGAUGUACUGAUAGAAAGAUAGAUAACAGAAAGCAGAUUAUUUUUACAGUGAUUUACUUGUUUUCCUGAAUCAUGUUUAUAAGUACAGUGAAAUGUGGUUAUGUUAACCUCAGUACUCUGAAGGGUCCAGGGUAUUUCAAGGUCAAUAAAUUAUCCUAAGGCAGUAUUUUCAUCAACAGCUAUCUCAAAUCAUUACAUCUAUGCAACACUGUUUUACCUAUUAUUUUAUUGCAAAAAUAACUUUUAAGAAGAGAAUAAAGUACACUGGAUUCCUUCUUAAUAACAAAAUAUAUUCAACUUAAUUUAUUGAUUAGGGAUUUUUUCCUUGUUUCUCCAUUUAAUUUAAUUUUUAUAUUACAGUAUUUCAGAUAAUUAAAUGUGUAAUCAUGAAAAACAUAUCAGUAUAAAUAACAAAAUAAAGGUACAUAAUUAAUGUAUGGUACUUUGAUAUUUUAUUUUCUUGCCUCAGUAUUAGAAAUUUGUCUCUUUAUUAUAAGCUCAAUGUAUUACUAUUAGAUCAAUUGAUUGGUGCUAGUUAUUCUUUUAACUGUUACUUACAAAUAAAAAUAUCUUAUUUCUUUUUCCUUUAGGGAAUUGAUUUUUUAAAAAUUAUUUGUAUAAUCUAUAAUUAGAAAUGUGGUUUUUUCGGUUUAGGUAUUUUUAGUAAUUACACUAAUUAAAUAGUGCAGUACAAAAUAUGUAAUAAUUAUUAUAUCUAUUCUCACAUUACUUGAUAUAUAAAUAUUAAUUAACAAGCUUAUUUAUCAAAAUAAUUAUUUAUAUAAUAAAGUGCUAUAUGGAAUGAUACAUUUUUCACGGUUGACAUUUGGAAUAUACAUAAUCAAUGGGUUAGUGAUUUUCAGUAUAUGAUUUUACUGAUCAUAUACAAAUAUGGACAUGUUUGUACGUAUAUAUAUAUACAUAUAUAUAAUUGUUUUUAUUAAUAUAUUAAUAUUUUAUUCAUUUUUAUUUUAUCAAUAUUGUGAAAAGUUAAAAUUAGUUUUUAUUACACAUAAAGUUGUUGAAUAAUGUAUAGUUUGUGUUUAGAAAAUAUAGUUUUAUUAGGUUACAUUAUUUGUCCCCUACUGGUCAUACCAGAGGGGACAGUAGGAUUAUCUCCAUCCUUAUGUCUGUCUGUUACAGAUCAAGUUUGACUUCCAUGGCAAUUUAUGGAUUUUUUUCCCAGUGAUAUUCAAGAUAUUGAACUGAAAUUUUGUUCUGUUACAAAUCAAGUUUGACGUUCAUGCAAUUUUUCAUCUUUUUUUUUUUUACAAUUAUGGCCAUUGAAUAUGAGAUAUAUGAAAAUUUGUUUUCCCUUU
Molecule: messenger RNA, 4851 nt
Organism: Gigantopelta aegis
Lineage: Eukaryota; Metazoa; Mollusca; Gastropoda; Neomphalida; Peltospiridae
Product: tricalbin-3-like
Exons: 28
Coding region: 77-3283 (1068 amino acids)
Molecular function (GO): lipid binding
Source: RefSeq, a predicted model, not a curated record